Messenger RNA from Heteronotia binoei (common prickly gecko), 1870 nucleotides. RefSeq names its product cAMP-dependent protein kinase inhibitor alpha (gene PKIA). The coding region runs from base 280 to 510 and encodes 76 amino acids. The record is from RefSeq and is a predicted model, not a curated record. Gene Ontology annotation, cellular component: nucleus; cytoplasm. Gene Ontology annotation, molecular function: cAMP-dependent protein kinase inhibitor activity. The transcript has 3 exons. Lineage: Eukaryota; Metazoa; Chordata; Lepidosauria; Squamata; Gekkonidae. Gene Ontology annotation, biological process: negative regulation of cAMP-dependent protein kinase activity.
GAGCGAGGGGAGGGGGGGGGAGGAGGAGGAGCAGGAUGACUUCAUGCAGCCGGAGCGCCGUGAAUUUGGGCUCAGCAGCUGCAGCUGGAUAUGGUGGGGGGUGAAUGACAGGCAGCACUACUGCCGGGCGUCUGCCCAGCGCACCCUCCCCCCCGCCUUGUAUCGAAACGGCCGCCGCAGGGGAUCGCCAAGAAGCAUAGGCGGCCGCCGCAGGGAGAGCGAGGAAGAUGCGUUGAAUCGGUCGUCCGGAAGGUAUUGCUAUGUGGAUACUUGUUAGCAAUGACUGAUGUGGAAUCAACAUAUGCAGAUUUCAUUGCUUCUGGAAGAACUGGGAGGCGAAAUGCACUUCAUGAUAUCCUUGUAUCCUCUACAAGUGGGAAUUCUAGUGAACUGUCCCUAAAGUUAUCAGAACUUGAUAUAAACAAAACUGAAGGCGAAGGAGAUGCACAAAGAAAUCCCACUGAGGAAACUGGGGAAGCCCAGGCGGAAGCAGCAAAACAAGAAAGCUGACAUCCCACACUGACUGACAGAGGCAGCAGCUUGUGGGAUGCUUUCCAACUGCAGGGGCCUGUUAGAAAAAACAUGUCUUGUGUAAGCAAGCUAAUAAAUGCAAAAAUGGGUGUGUUUUGUUACUGGAACCUGCAUGGCACAAUGUUGCAAAUGGGAAAGCAGAUUAUAGCAGCAAACAGGACUUUCUCUACCUCGGUUAGCAAUGGUUGAGACUUUUGUUGCUGAUCUUGAGACUCUUUGUCUGAUUGAUCUCUUCACAAUGACCACUUGAGGAAAUGCCCGUAGGAAGUAGAGCAAGCUAGAUUUUGUAGCAAAUGGCCUUCACCUCACCAGAGGCUUGACGUGCGUUGUAUGACAAUGGCUUCCGUGAUCUUCAGAGGUUGUCUGGCUAAAGUGUUCACUUGUUUUCAAAAAAUAUACCUGUAAGGGAAGCACUGUUUGUUUUUUUUAAAGAACUCAGCUUCUGUGUUUUCAGCUGUUAUUUACAAUGUUUUAUAUUGUACAAUUUAGAUGCUCCACACUGCCCCUUCUCAAAAUGCUUAUGAAGGUAACUUCUGUGACUGUGAAUUUUUUCUACCACUUGUAAGGGCUGGGGUUGUUGAUCUCUUCCCUCCUCCUUUGCAUAGUAUGGUGAUAUGCACAUGAUAGAUUAUAAUGUCAGAUGCUAAACUGAUGAAAUUGCUGAAACUGAAGAUUCAUCAGCAUUUUUUUUUCAUUUCAAGAUGAGCAUACAAUGUAAUUAAUGUAUCGUCUGUUGUGUCUUGUGUUUUCUUGGUAAAGUUUGAUCAUUUUACUUGUAGCUCAUUGGAAAUCCAAGAUUCUGUUUGAAUCUUCAUUUUUUCUUUAACCUCAUCAUUCAAAUAAUUAUUGUGUCAUUUUUUAAAAAAAAUCAUAUUAUUAGAAGGACAAUAGUUUUAAGAGUAAAUUCAUCAGUAUAAUUUAAAGAGAGAUAUAUGAGGGCGUUUUUGUGUAAUGGGGAAGAGAUAAGGGAGAAAUUCCAGAAUGCUGGUGAAUAUCUUUUUUCUUUCAAUGAAGUUGUGUUUGAAACUGGGGGGGGGGGGGGGGUCUCAAUAAAGAAAAUUGCAGAGUAAAUUGAAUAUUCCCAUGGCAAUCACAUGGACACUGAUCACAAAGUUGUGUUUUUUUAAAAAAAAGCCCUAAUGUUUGCUUCAUCAAAAAGGAAGUGAUAUCACUUUUUGUUUCAAAUGUUAUACACUUUCUAAAUGUUUGUAAACUAUACUAAAGGAUUAGUGUAAUUUUGCUUUCAAGUAAAUUUGAACGUUGGUUAAUGAAACAUCCUUUACUGUUGUAGCCAUGGCUGUUGUUUCUACAAUAUAAUACAUAUUGUGGUUAACUGUCA